This is a messenger RNA of Knipowitschia caucasica, 612 nucleotides long. Lineage: Eukaryota; Metazoa; Chordata; Actinopteri; Gobiiformes; Gobiidae. The record is from the annotation of a GenBank genome assembly.
AUGGUGGAGACUCUCAGUAUUGCGGUGAUCGGGGCCCCGGCCGUGGGAAAGACCUCCAUCAUCAGACAGUUCAUUUACCAGGACUUCUGCGAGGCCUACGCGCCCACGCGCUCCCGCCUCGUGCACCGUCCCGCCGUCAUCCUCAACGGGGCCAUGUACGAGCUGAAGGUGUUGGACGUGCCCCCCAUCAGUGCCUUCCCCUCCAGCUCCAGCCAGGAGUGGCUGGACCUGCGCUGCCGGGGGGUCCGCAACGCCAACGCCUACAUCCUGGUGUACGACAUCUGCUGCGUGGAGAGCUUCGAGUACGUCAAGAUGAUCCGACAGCAGAUCAUGGACACCAGGGAGGGCAGCAGCAGUGAAGUGCCCAUCCUUGUGGUGGGGAACAAGCGCGACCUGCAGCGCCAGCGCUUCACGCCGCGACGCGCCGUCUCUGUCCUGGUGAAGAAGACUUGGAAGUGCGGAUACGUGGAGUGUUCGGCCAAGUUCAACUGGCACGUGGUCCUGCUCUUUAAGGAACUCCUGGGCAUCGCUGUGUCCAGGGGCGCGCGGCAGAACAACACCUCCAUCAGACUGCAGGGGGCACUGCAGAGAAACCGCUGCACUAUCAUGUGA